This is a messenger RNA of Symbiodinium necroappetens, 1146 nucleotides long. Lineage: Eukaryota; Dinophyceae; Suessiales; Symbiodiniaceae. The record is from the annotation of a GenBank genome assembly.
AUGGCCCUCUUCGAGCCCGUGGCAGUGAUUACCGACUCACCCUUGGUGUCGGAGCUUCAAGCUCACCGGCCGGCGCUGCAGGUUGUUUCAGCACGGGAGCUCCUGGCCUGGGAUGACAUCGGGGAUUACGAGGAUGUGCCCAGCACGACGGAGCAUGCGCUGGCCUACAUGUUCACGUCUGGCAGCACAGGGCAAUCGAAGUGCGUGUGCCUCUCAAACCUCAUGGCCUACAGCGAGACAGAAGGGUAUCCAGAGCUGUUCGGCAAGCUCGGGUACUGGGUUGAUCCGCACAAGGACCGAUGGCGAAUCGACCAUGAGAUGGGUUGGUGGGGCGCCGCUUACUUCGGGGAGGUCGACGUUGCCCUGGCUAUGCGCAUGGGCAUCGUCUUCAUGAAGCCGACAGAUCCGGACUGGGGAGCUCGUGGCGUGACAGUUUCCGGGGCACUUCCCUCGCAGUUGAGCAAUCUCUGGCCUGGCGCGAAGAACUUCCCCUCGUGUCUCCGAGUGAUCUUCAGCUGGGCAGAGCGCUGUGAUGUGGAGCUGGGCGCCAUGUGGAAGGCAGCUGGCGUGCGCAUGGCCGACCUGCUCAUUGCUACGGAGUAUUUCCUGACUUUCGCUUCCUGCAACUUGGAGACAGCAACGAGCGACGGCCGCAGCGCCCAUGCGAUGCGUCCGCUUGGUAGAGCCAAGGUUUACCUCCUCGACGAGAGCUUCGCCCCCAUCGAGGCCUCCCAAGGAGAGGUGUCGGGCUUGCUGGGUGUGGCCGGGCCGCAGGUCACGCCCGGUUAUGUCGAGCGCCUCGAUGACGGAUCCGUGACGAUUGGUUCGGGACCCCUCAGCCAAGACAUGUUCAAGGUGAUUGAUGGUGACUGGGUCGCAGUGCCGAAAGACAUCAUGAAGAAGCAAGGUGAUCGUUACAUCAGUGUGGGCCGAGGUGGUGGCACCGUGAAGGUGAAGGGUGGAGUGCUCAUGGCCACCAAUGUUGCCGAGGCCCAUUGCAGUGUAGCAGGUGUCGAACUUGUUUGCCUUUCUCUUUCAUAUGAGACAGCCGCUGUUCUGGAACAAGGAAAGAUGCCCCCUAAGGACACCUGGAGCUGUCAAUCUUUCGCUCUUGGCUCAAGCUUCAUUUCGGCUCGCGUGCCGUAG